This is a messenger RNA of Babjeviella inositovora NRRL Y-12698, 522 nucleotides long. It is a transcript of the gene SNL1, whose product is annotated as Snl1p. The record is from RefSeq and is a predicted model, not a curated record. The transcript has a single exon. Gene Ontology annotation, molecular function: protein-folding chaperone binding. Lineage: Eukaryota; Fungi; Ascomycota; Pichiomycetes; Serinales. Bases 1 to 522 code for a protein of 173 amino acids.
AUGGACGUGAUUAGCCGCCAACUUCAGAGAUUUGAGUCUCUCUCGGUCUCCGAUUUACACCACAUCAAGAACACAGCCAUCGAUGACUUCCAAAACUUGAGAUUCACCCCGCUCACCGUUACCAUCUCCCUUACGGUCAUCUCCACCAUUCUCUUUUUUGCCUCUGGCAAUCUCGGGUCGUCCAGCUCUGCCGGUGGAAAGAAGUCCAAGAAGAAGAAGAAGAAGAAGGUUACCCCAACAGAAAAAUCCAACAGAGAAAUUGCCGCUGUUUUGGCUCAUUUUGAGGAAUCUUUGAUGCCAGAUGUAGAGGAUUAUUUGGAGAACCACAUGCAAUUGAAGGACGAGGAUAUGCAGUACAAGUACAACUACUACGAGGAAAUGAUGCUAAAGGAAUUGAUGAAAUUAGACGGCAUCAACGUGUUGAACAAUGACAUCUUAAGAGACAAUAGAAAGAAGGUCAUCAGGCACAUUCAGAGCUUCCAAAAGAGACUUGAUGCUGUAAAGAAGGAGCAACAGUUUUAG